This is a messenger RNA of Lepus europaeus (European hare), 2204 nucleotides long. RefSeq names its product transforming growth factor beta 2 (gene TGFB2). Gene Ontology annotation, molecular function: type III transforming growth factor beta receptor binding; growth factor activity; type II transforming growth factor beta receptor binding. The record is from RefSeq and is a predicted model, not a curated record. Bases 599 to 1927 code for a protein of 442 amino acids. The transcript is spliced from 8 exons. Gene Ontology annotation, biological process: regulation of cell population proliferation; transforming growth factor beta receptor signaling pathway; BMP signaling pathway. NCBI's taxonomy places the organism in Eukaryota, Metazoa, Chordata, Mammalia, Lagomorpha, Leporidae. Gene Ontology annotation, cellular component: extracellular region.
UACACACACGUGUGCGCUCCUCUGCCCCGGAGCUGCCGCUGCCCCUGCUCUCAGCGCCGCAGUGGAAGGCACGGCCGAACCGCUCUUUCUUUAAAUAUAUAAAUUGCUGCUCGGGUCAGCCUCGGCGGCGCCCCUCCAGUCAGGUCGCCAGCUGCCAGCCCCGGGACCUUUUCAUCUCUUCCCUUUUGGCCGGAGGAUCCGAGUUCAGAUCCGCCACUCGGCACCCGGGACUGACACACUGAACUCCAUUUCCUCCUCUUAAAUUUAUUUCUUCCUUAUAGCCACUCGUCCCUUUUCCCCCCACCUCGUCACUCCAAGAGAAUCUUUUUUUCUUGCUUUCCAAAGUCAGGGUUCCCCCUGCCCAUGCCGUAUUAAUGUUUCCAGUUUGGGAACUCCUUGCAUUUUCUUUUUGAAGGAAUUCAAGCAAGCUACAUUUUCUAUCCGGCAUCGACCCUCGAUCGUUUGCAAAAGUUUCGCAUUAAAAAACAAACAAACAAACAAACAGCUCCACCUGAUCUGCACUUUGAGAAUUGUUGGUUUCUUUUUAUUUUUCAUUUUUUUAAAAGGACUUUUUUUCUACCUUUUAAAAAAAAAAAAAAUGCACUACUGUGUGCUGAGCGCUUUUCUGAUCCUGCAUCUGGUCACGGUGGCGCUCAGCCUGUCUACCUGCAGCACACUCGAUAUGGACCAGUUCAUGCGCAAGAGGAUCGAGGCGAUCCGCGGGCAGAUCCUGAGCAAGCUGAAGCUCACCAGCCCCCCAGAAGACUAUCCCGAGCCCGAGGAAGUGCCCCCGGAGGUGAUCUCCAUCUACAACAGCACCAGGGACUUGCUCCAGGAGAAGGCGAGCCGGAGGGCGGCCGCCUGCGAGCGCGAGAGGAGCGACGAGGAGUACUACGCCAAGGAGGUCUACAAGAUAGACAUGCCGUCCUACUUCCCCUCCGAAACUGUCUGCCCAGUUGUUACAACACCCUCUGGCUCAGUGGGCAGCUUGUGCGCCAGACAGUCCCAGGUGCUCUGUGGGUACCUUGAUGCCAUCCCACCCACCUUCUAUAGACCCUACUUCAGAAUUGUCCGAUUUGAUGUUUCAACAAUGGAGAAGAAUGCUUCCAAUCUGGUGAAAGCAGAGUUCAGAGUCUUUCGUUUGCAGAACCCAAAAGCCAGAGUGGCUGAACAACGCAUAGAACUGUAUCAGAUUCUCAAAUCCAAGGAUUUAACGUCUCCAACUCAGCGCUACAUUGACAGCAAAGUCGUGAAAACAAGAGCAGAAGGCGAAUGGCUCUCCUUCGAUGUAACUGAUGCUGUUCAUGAAUGGCUUCACCAUAAAGACAGGAAUCUGGGAUUCAAAAUAAGUUUACAUUGUCCCUGCUGCACCUUUGUACCUUCUAAUAAUUACAUCAUCCCGAAUAAAAGUGAAGAACUAGAAGCAAGGUUUGCAGGUAUUGAUGGCACCUCCACAUAUACCAGUGGUGAUCAGAAAACUAUAAAGUCCACUAGGAAAAAAAACAGUGGAAAGACCCCACAUCUCCUGCUAAUGUUAUUGCCCUCCUACAGACUUGAGUCACAACAGUCCAACCGGCGGAAGAAGCGUGCAUUGGAUGCAGCCUAUUGUUUUAGAAAUGUGCAGGAUAAUUGUUGCCUGCGUCCACUCUACAUUGAUUUCAAGAGGGAUCUUGGGUGGAAAUGGAUACAUGAACCUAAAGGGUAUAAUGCCAACUUCUGUGCUGGGGCAUGCCCAUAUUUAUGGAGUUCAGACACUCAGCACAGUAGGGUCCUCAGCUUAUAUAACACCAUAAAUCCAGAAGCAUCCGCUUCUCCUUGCUGUGUGUCCCAGGAUUUAGAACCCCUAACAAUUCUCUACUAUAUUGGCAAAACACCCAAGAUUGAACAGCUUUCUAACAUGAUCGUAAAGUCCUGCAAAUGCAGCUAAAAUUCUUGGAAAAGUGGCAAGACGAAAAUCAUGAUGAUGAUGAUAAUGAUGGUGACGACGACGACUAUGACAAUAAUGAUGUUUGUAACAAGAAAACAUAAGAGCCUUAGUUCAUCAGUGUUAAAAAUUUUUGAAAAAGCGGUACUAAUUCAAACACUUUGGAAGUUUGUGUUCUGUUUGUUAAAAGUACCACCUGAAACAAAGAAAGUUGAAGGCCUUAUUCUACAUUUCACGUACUUUGUAAGUGAGAGAGACAAGAAGCAAAAUCUUUUUUUUU